Meriones unguiculatus (Mongolian gerbil) is the source of this 1289-nucleotide messenger RNA. RefSeq lists its product as uncharacterized. The record is from RefSeq and is a predicted model, not a curated record. The coding region runs from base 503 to 1117 and encodes 204 amino acids. Lineage: Eukaryota; Metazoa; Chordata; Mammalia; Rodentia; Muridae. The transcript is spliced from 4 exons.
ACAACUGAGGUCUUCACUACCUUCCCUUCGAAAUCUGCGCAGGAAGUUAAAAAAAAAAAAACAAAACCGUAGCAAUGGCGGAGGAGGCAACGAAUCCCAGCAACUCUCCCCCCAGAGCAACUGAUUGCGUUGGACUGAGAGAACCACAACUCUGCCAUUUCCUGAGACGGUUUGGUCUUUGGGAAGUGCAAAAGCAAAGUUAAGAAGCGUUCUUGUUCAUCCGUUUGGACCUCCUGGCCGAUUGUCGCUCCCUUCCGUCAUUUUUGGGCAGUUCUGAGCUCUUGAACUGGCUUGGGCAAAAGCAUCCAGAGACCCUAGGAUUGCAGAAGGCCAACUGUCUCCACUGGAGAAAAGGAUCCUGCGUUGUGGUGGUGUGCAUACAACAGCAGCAAGAAACUUGGUUACUCAGAAACGCCAAGAGGAGAGGAAGGUGCUCUGUGGGGAACAAGCUCAUUCUCUUGACUACUGGCUUGCAAGAGCAGAGUCUUACUAUAAUAAAAGAAUGGUGGAUAUGAUGAAAAGGGAAGGUGCAGGGGUUAAAGCAAAGAAGAAAGUGGAAGAGGAAACAUCACCAAACAUAGAGGGGCAAGAAAAAUAUUACUGUGUAUCUGAGAGAGAGAAGAAACAAAUAAAAAGGCACAUUCGUAGAGCAAGCCAGGCCAGAGAAUUUAAGACCAAAACCUGGAGACAGCCACGAUUCAGUGAAACACUACCCAAAAUAAUUUUGCCAGAAAAGCCUAGCAUCCCAAAAGAACAGAGAAGAAGGCAGGUAAAUGAGAGAGAACUGCUCCAAAUUAAAGACCAUCAAGAACGCAUGAUUCGAGGGAGGGAACUUCUAGAGCAAAGACUCAAAGAAAGAAUCUUGAGAAAAAGCCAGAGCCAGAUUCCACAACCAGAGAAGCGCAGUCGAGGGAAGAAAGAAGGAAAAGAGUUUGAAAGGGUAGUUGCAUACCCACUUUUCCAGCCGUCCAACACAAGUCGGAUUAAAGUGGAUAUUCUCAUGGAAAAAUACCCGGAUGAAGAGAAAGUGAGCAGAAUUAUAAAACCGUAUGGAAGGAAAUUCUUGGCUGUACCACCCUUUUUGAGAACUCAAAUAGGAAAAUUAAAGGAUCAGUAAAGUUUCAGACCUUUGAUAAUGAAACCAUGUUUUUUGGGGGUGGUGGUGGGAGGUUAAUACAGGGUUUCUCUGUGUAGCUGGCUGUCCUGAAAUUCACUUUGUUGACCAGACUGGCCUGGAACUCAGAGAACCACCUGCCUCUGCCUCCUGAGUGUUGGGAUUAAAGAUGUGU